GGAGCAUAUUUAAUGAAAAGCACCGUAGACUGAAAAAUCAAACAUGAGGGUAGCAGGUGCUGCAAAGUUGGUGGUAGCUGUGGCAGUAUUUUUACUAACAUUUUAUGUUAUUUCUCAAGUAUUUGAAAUUAAAAUGGAUGCAAGUUUAGGAAAUCUAUUUGCAAGGUCAGCACUGGACAUAGCUGCACGCUCUACAAAGCCUCCCAGAUACAAAUGUGGGAUCUCAAAAGCUUGCCCUGAGAAGCAUUUUGCUUUUAAAAUGGCAAGUGGAGCAGCCAAUGUGGUGGGACCCAAAAUCUGCCUGGAAGACAACGUUUUAAUGAGUGGUGUUAAGAAUAAUGUUGGAAGAGGAAUCAAUGUUGCCUUGGCAAAUGGAAAAACAGGGGAAGUAUUAGACACUAAAUAUUUUGACAUGUGGGGAGGAGAUGUGGCACCAUUUAUUGAGUUUCUGAAGGGCAUACAAGAUGGAACAAUAGUCUUAAUGGGAACAUACGAUGAUGGAGCAACCAAACUCAAUGAUGAGGCACGGCGGCUCAUUGCUGAAUUGGGGAGUACGUCUAUUACUAAUCUCGGUUUUAGAGACAACUGGGUCUUCUGUGGUGGGAAGGGCAUUAAGACAAAAAGCCCUUUUGAACAGCACAUAAAGAACAAUAAGGACACAAACAAAUAUGAAGGAUGGCCCGAAGUUGUGGAAAUGGAAGGAUGCAUCCCCCAGAAGCAAGACUAAUGGAAAUAUGAAGAAAAUUGAAGAAAACGCACUUUCACUAUUAAUGGGAGAGCUAGAAAGAAGAAACUACAUGUAAAUAUUUUAAGAGCAUGCAGCCAUCUCGGUGUGUGCAUGAGCAUUGUCUCUUUUGAUAUCAGGAUUAUUUAUUGCUAACGUAAAUAGAUAGCAUUGUAAAUAGUCAUCAUAACGAGCAAAUCACUGAACCAUUUCUUAGCGCAUUUUCCUGAAAGUACAAUAUUUAGACUUAAAUGGUAAUAACACAUUUUAAUUCGAAAAGCAUACCCAAUGGAUAACUGAACAGGUUGUGAUAUAUAAUACUGGUUGCGAUGAAAAUCUAUCAUGGAAUAAUACAGAUUUUAGGGAGGCGACUUUGUUUUCUUUUAUACAUAUAUAUGUUCCCUUGUGAUGACAAUAUCUUUUAAAUUAAAAAAGAGAUUUGGCUAGUUGUGUGUGUAAUGUUACUUUACAGUCUGAGUCUCCUGAUGUACCUCUUAGUCUUUCUCUUCCCUUCCCAAGAAACCAAGAAAUAAAGUGUUUGAUACAAAAACUUAUAUGGGAUGUGAAAAGCACAACAAAAUUCUUUUUUUAAUGUACACAGUAAAGAGUAAAUGUGUAAAUGUAGAUGACAUUUAGGACCAUAGAUAGCUUGCUGGAUUUUGUGUUAGCAAUGUGAAUAACUUGAUUUUGUAUAAUAAGCUAUUUAGAGUGAGGCUGGAGGUGGCAGCUCCACAGAACCGGGGAACCAGGUGAAGGCCCCUCCCUGGCCUAAUAAGGUCAUUCAGGACAGCUGAGUCGGUAUAUUUAGAGCAAUAUGUUUUCCUUAUUUGUUAUCAGCAUUGACCAAGUGGUUUGAAAAAAGGCAUGCUUUAAUACCACAAUAAUUUUGUUUUGUAAACCAGAAAAUUCUGUAUUUACUUCUUUUAACUUCAUAAUAUCAAUUAUUGCCUGAAGCUAUAGUGGCAUAUUUAGAAAAGCCCUAAUUACUGGGUAGACUUAUAACAUUCAAAAAAUAAUUUUAUUUGACCCAAGAUGACUUUAUAUCCAAUUCUGCAUAAAAAUAUAGGAGAUCUAACUUUUUUUUAUGAACUUCAGAUAUUUACCAAAUAACUUUUUUUCUUUUAAUUUUUUUAGGGCAUUAAAUACCUGUUUGUGUAUGAAGUAUCUUAAACUGGAACAUAAGCAAAUUUAAUGAUCAAGCUGCCAUUCAUAAUAUAAGGCAGCACCUAAAUUUUAGAAGCCUUGUAUAAAAAAACCUAAAAGCAGUAUUUGUUAUUUUGCUAUAAACCAAGUUGGAAGCUAUUCAGAUAUUUCUUAAAUAUUGGUGAACUUUGGGAUACUAUUUCUUCCCUCAAAUUGAAUGUACUUCAUGAGUAAAUGCACCUUAUACAUUUAAACAAUUUUUGUAAACUUUUCGGAUUUUUGGUGCUUAUAUGCUAAAUCACAUUCAGCAUGUGUAUUUUGACAUUUAAAAUACUUCCCUUGAUUCUGUAAACUAAAAGAAUAGUUAUUUUACAGUUCCAGGGAUUGUGAAAUAAAUGUUACUUUUUUUUUUAAUUAUGAAAAUAAAUACUCUUGGUUUUGCAUUGUGAAUUUUUUUGUAUUGUCCGGCAAAGUAUAAUAUACCUACAGACCUUCACAUUAAGGUUUUUCAAGCAUUUAUUAUACUGCCUAACUUGCAAAAAAUUAAAUCAUUGCUGUGGUUAAACACAGUAAUAUCCUCUGAAUAUAUCUUAACAUGUAAUUUAAGUGUCUAGAUGGCAGGAUAUCCCUUUUUAUUAUAAAGUGUAUAAAAUGAUGGCUUGUGUAGUUGUCUAAAAUCUCAAAAGAAGGGAUAAAGAUUGGUUGUGUAACUGCUUUGGUGCAAUUUUCAUUUGUCUCAAUUCUCUCUUGUAUAGACUGCCAGCUUAACUUUAGAAGCAAUAAUUUUACUACAUUUCAUUUUCAGAUCUUUUUAAAAUCAACAUUGUAAGUGAAACAGUGCUCAUUUAAUGUUAAGAAUUUUCUUUAUUAAAUCAGAGAUUAUCUUUGACAUUUUAGUAUUUUAUAUGGUGCUUAAGGGCUUAUAGAUGCAUAUUUUUUAUUUGUGAUCACAGAUGCUUUCCCAGAACAACUGUACUAUAACAUGAAUGCUAAAGUGGAACACGAGAAAGUAAGAAAAUAAGUGAUGUUUGGGAAAUUAAAGAAAUAUUGAGCCAGAGUCUUUAUAUUUAUGACUUUAAUUUGAUUAAAGUGACAUUUAUCAUUGU
Messenger RNA from Microcebus murinus (gray mouse lemur), 2973 nucleotides. NCBI's taxonomy places the organism in Eukaryota, Metazoa, Chordata, Mammalia, Primates, Cheirogaleidae. The record is from RefSeq and is a predicted model, not a curated record.